AGUCCGACAAGUACCGUUCUCCUGGCAACCGCCAAACCCAGACACGCCCAUCGCACUGCCAGACAGAGAAGCGUGAUUGGUCACUCCAGAGAACACAUUUCCACUGCUCCUAGAGUCCAGUGGCAGCGUGCUUUACACCACUACAUCCAAUGCUUUGCACAUGCACUUGGUGAUAUAAGGCUUGGAUGCAGCUGCUUGGCCAUGGAAACCCAUUCCAUGAAGCUCUCUACGCACUGUUGUUGUGAUAAUCUGAAGACCACACAAAGUUUGGAGGUCUUUGGCUCUUGACUCUGCAGACAGUUGGUGACUUCUGCGUACUGUGUGCUUCAGCAUGCGCUGACCCUGCUCUGUCAUUUCAUGUGACCUACCACUUUGUGGCUGAGUUGCUGCUGUUCACAGUUGCUUUUACUUUGUUAUAAUACCACUAACAGUUGACCGUGGAAUAUUUAGUAGCAAGGAAAUUUCAUGGAUGGACUUAUUGCACAGGUGGUAACCUCUCACGGUACCACGCUUGAAUUCACUUAACUCCUGAGAGCGACCCAUUCAUUCACAAAUAUUUGUAGAAGCAGUCUGCAUGCCUAGGUGCUUGAUUUCAUACAUAUAUGGCCACGGAGGUGAUUGGAACACCUGAAUCCAAUGAUUUGGAGGGG
Molecule: messenger RNA, 650 nt
Organism: Staurois parvus
Lineage: Eukaryota; Metazoa; Chordata; Amphibia; Anura; Ranidae
Source: the annotation of a GenBank genome assembly